Lactuca saligna is the source of this 1977-nucleotide messenger RNA. NCBI's taxonomy places the organism in Eukaryota, Viridiplantae, Streptophyta, Magnoliopsida, Asterales, Asteraceae. The record is from the annotation of a GenBank genome assembly.
AUGGCGUCUUCCGCCUCAUCAUCAUCCGUUCAGAAGAUCUUUAAGUAUCAUGUGUUCUUAAGUUUUAGUGGUGAAGACACGCGUAAGACGUUUGUUGAUCAUCUUUACGCUUCUCUUACACGACAAGGUAUUCACACCUUCAAGGAUAGUGAGGAACUCGAGAAAGGAAAAAAGAUCGAUGAGCUCUUUAAAGCUGUUGAAGAGUCAAAGCUCUUUAUCAUUGUUUUCUCCAAAAACUAUGCAUCUUCUUCUUGGUGCUUGAAGGAGGUUGCGAAGAUCAUGGAGUGCCAGGAUUCGAUCGAACAGAUAGCUUACCCGCUCUUUUAUGAUGUGGAGCCCACUGACGUACGCAGACAAAGUGGACCAGUUGGAGCAGCCUUCGCCAAACAUAACACCAGCGAACAGGCUGGGAAAUGGAAAGAGGCUCUGAAAGAAGCAGGCAAUCUGGUAGGAUGGGAUCUGAAAGAGAUUGCUAAUGGGCAUGAAGCUGAAGCCAUCGAUCAAAUUGUUGGAGAAGUUUCACUCAAGUUACGUUCCAUACGUUUGAGCAAUGAUGAAAAUCUAAUAGGCAUGGAAUCCCGAAUGCGAGAUCUGGAGUCGUCUUUAGAGAUUGGCUUGAACAAUGAUGUCAUCAUGAUUGGGAUAAAGGGGAUGGGGGGCAUUGGGAAGACAACUUUGGCCAAAGCUAUUUUCGAUAAAGUAUCAUUCCAAUUUGAAGGUAUAAGCUUUGUUGAGAACGUGAGGGAAGCUUCAAAAACACCACGGGGUUUACUGUCAUUGCAACAACAAGUCCUUUCAGAUGUAUUAAAAGAUGGAAACAAGCAUAAUUCUCAUGAUGGAAAAUUUAUGAUGCAAACAAGGCUGCGCUUUAAAAAAGUGCUUCUUGUUCUAGACGAUGUGGAUCGUAAAGAGCAGCUUGAGGCGUUAGCUGGUGCUUUGAAUUGGUUUAAGGACGGAAGUAGAAUUAUCAUUACAACAAGAGACAAGCAAGUGCUGAAAGCACACUCAGUGAAUAGGAUUUAUGAUGUCAACUUAUUGUCGAAGGAGGAAGCAAUUAGCCUCUUCAAUAGGUAUGCAUUUGAGAGAUAUGCUCCAAUGCAAAGGUAUGAAGAGCUGUCACUAAAAGUUGUACAUUAUGCUGAUGGUCUUCCUUUAACUAUCAAAGUUUUGGGUUCUUCUCUGCGUGGUAAAGAAGAGCUUGAAUGGGUAGAUGCACUAAAAAGGCUAGAAAAGAUUCCGUGUCAAGAAACUCUAAAAAAAUUGGAAAUAAGCUAUACCAGUCUAGAGGAUGAUCACAAGGAAAUAUUUCUAGAUGUUGCAUGUUUCAUGAAGGGGUUGCAGAAAGAGGAUGCAAUUAGAAUACUUGAAAGCUGUGGAUUACAUGCUAUAUAUGGUUUAUCAGUUCUUGAACAAAAAUCCCUCAUAACUAUUUCAAAUCAGCGUUUGGCUGUGCAUGAUAGCAUAGAAGAAUUGGGCAGGAAUUUAGUUCAACGAACUCACCCCCGCAAGCCCAACAAACACAGCCGACUGUGGGAUCGCGAGGAAAUUGAAGUCUUAUUAUCUGGGGAUAUGGGUACUAAAGCAACAACAUGCAUACGACUCGAGCAGGUGGAACUGCAUCCGGAAAUCGUUAUGAAAGGCCUUGGAAACCUGAAGAAACUUAGAGUUCUUCUGGUUUCUGAGAGAGAAAAUGAGUGUUCUCCUAGUGAUUGGAAGUUUGAUCAAGCCAAACAAUACUUUUCAAAUGCAUUACAGUUUCUAAGUUGGGAGGGUUACCCUCUUCGGUCUUUACCCCAAACAUUUAGAGCAAAUAAUCUUGUUGGACUUGAAUUGCCUAGAAGCAGAAUCACAAACCUUUGGGAAAGUGGAGAUGAAAAGGUACUUAAGAAGCUGAGGUUCCUCGACCUUAGUUAUUCAAAAUUGAGGACCCUUGACCUUGGGCUGACUUGUAAUCUCGAGAGGGUUGGAAUCGCUUAA